UAAGUCAAUUGAAAAGUAGCACUGUAAAGUAUUUUCUAUCCUUUGAGAAUUGCAUUGAAGUAUUAUAAAGUAACGGCUGUAUUAAGAAAUUUAAACAAUGAAAAAAUGGUGAGGCAUAAUAAUCAGUUACCAGAAAAUCUUCCACAAUUACAAAAUCUAAUCAAACGUGAUUCAGAAUCCUAUAAAGAAGAAUUUCUUCAGCAAUAUCAGCACUACAAAUCUGUUUUGGAAGUAUUUCGUUUAACACCAAAUAAAUUCAAUAAAAGUCUUGAUGAAGUAGUUAUCUUUCUAGCACAGUAUUAUAAAGUAACGGCUGUAUUAAGAAAUUUAAACAAAUUUACUAAUCCUGUUAUACAAAACACGUGCAUGAUAAAAAUGAAGACUAAAAAGAAAACUGAAAAGAAAAUGGCAUAUGGCAUAUUCGAUUUCGUUUUUUAG
Messenger RNA from Eufriesea mexicana, 438 nucleotides. Its product is annotated as protein SDA1 homolog. The transcript has 5 exons. Gene Ontology annotation, cellular component: nucleolus. Bases 106 to 438 code for a protein of 110 amino acids. Lineage: Eukaryota; Metazoa; Arthropoda; Insecta; Hymenoptera; Apidae. Gene Ontology annotation, biological process: ribosomal large subunit export from nucleus; ribosomal large subunit biogenesis. The record is from RefSeq and is a predicted model, not a curated record.